CGAAAAGAAAGAAAAAAAGCUCUCAGGACAAAAAAUAUCUAUCUAAUCUCUCAUCUCCCUCUUUCGAUUCCAAAACCGUCCAUGAGCUCCUUAUCAUCAUCACCCACCUCCCUCGGCGACCCGCUCUUCCCCUGGCUUCUGAAGAUUCGAAAAUCGACGGAAGAUGUAUGCUCCGGUAGAAGUUCCGGCGAAGAUCUCGACGAGCUUCUCUACGAGUGUAUCUCAACUCACAAGGAAGAUGCUCGGUACCGAAACGACGUCAGAUUCCUCAAGAUCUGCUUCCUCUACCUUGAGGGCAGUGAGGAUUUCGAGAGUGUUUAUAAAGAAGUUGAGGAGAAUGAGAUAUGCAUAGGGCACUCGUUGCUCUACGAAUGGUAUGCCACUUUCCUCGAGCUCAAAGGAUUAUGGAUAAGAGCACAUUUGGUUUAUCAGACUGGUCUUUCUAGGGAAGCCCAGCCAUUUGACAGGUUAAAAGAGGCUCACUCAUUCUUCUUGCAACGAAUCUCUAAGCGGACCAAACCAUCCUCCCUUGUCAAGGUUUUAACUUUUUCUAACAAACUAGCAUUUGGCUUUUACUUUGGGAUUGAAUGCAAGUUUCCUUCUGUUCAGGUUGGUGAGGCGCUUUUUGUUAACCCCUGGGAAACCUCCACUGUGGACGGUUUAAUUCUCAAGAUUAAACCCCAGCUUCUCAAAUAUGAUGGUUACUAUGCAACCAACAAAGCCUUCCCCUCCAAAGCCAACUUGUCUUUUUUGCAGAACUUUUCAAGAAAUAAGAUCAUUGACAUAGGUGGAAGGAAGUACCAGAUCAAGGGAUGUGCUGGUCAAGGUGGUUUUGCUCAAGUGUUCAAAGCAUGCAUUGACUCCAAUCCUGAUGAAAUUGUUGCUCUCAAGGUACAGAAGCCACCUUUCCCUUUGGAGUUCCACAUGUAUCGCCAGCUUGAUCACAGGAUCCCCGAGAACCAAAGAUCAAGUUUUGGAUUGGCUCAGAGAGUGCACAUGUAUUCAGACUGCAGUAUACUUGUGUGCGAUUAUCUAUCACAUGGGACACUCCAGGACGUCAUAAACUCGUAUGUCGUUGUUGGCAAGUCCAUGGAAGAAGUUUUGUGUAUGUAUUACACAGUUGAGAUGCUGUACAUGCUGGAAACUCUGCACAGUGUUGGAAUCAUUCAUGGUGAUUUCAAGCCAGACAAUCUGCUCAUCCAAUACCCUCCGAAAAAUCUGACCGAGACAGGCUUUCAUGAAAAAACAGGCUCUUGGAGCAAUCAGGGUCUGUGUCUUGUGGACUGGGGUAGAGGAAUAGACUUGAGCCUGUUUCCUAGCACCACCCAGUUUACAGGAGAUUGUCGUACGUCAGGCUUCCGUUGCACAGAGAUGAAGGAGAACAAACCUUGGAAGUUUCAGGUGGACACUUAUGGACUCUGUGUAAUCGUACAUAUGAUGCUGCACAACACAUACAUGGAGAUCGAUAAAAAACAAUCUCUGGACGGUGGCCACGUAAAUUUGCCAAGAACUUCCUUCAAAAGAUACUGGAACGUAGAUAUGUGGAAGGAACUGUUCACGAAGCUGCUCAACAGUGAGACGUGUGAAGAUGACACAGAGACACUGAGGAGUCUGAGAAAGUCGAUGGAAGCGUAUAUAUGCUCUGAUCCUAAGCUCAUGGACAAGCUUAACGAGUUACUGGCCAAACAACGCGUCUCUUUAUGCUCUUCGUAAUUAUAAAGAGUCUCUGUAAAAUCUGUUUGUGUGUGAAAAAAAAGAAAGAAAGAAGGAAACCUUUUUAGACACUCUGCUUGCCUCUAUCUCAGUGAUGCGCAAUAUGUUAGUUUGACUAAUUUAUGUAUUUCCACUGGUCCUA
Brassica oleracea var. oleracea is the source of this 1855-nucleotide messenger RNA. RefSeq names its product mitotic checkpoint serine/threonine-protein kinase BUB1. The record is from RefSeq and is a predicted model, not a curated record. Gene Ontology annotation, molecular function: protein kinase activity; ATP binding. NCBI's taxonomy places the organism in Eukaryota, Viridiplantae, Streptophyta, Magnoliopsida, Brassicales, Brassicaceae. The transcript has 13 exons. The coding region runs from base 82 to 1713 and encodes 543 amino acids. Gene Ontology annotation, biological process: protein phosphorylation; meiotic sister chromatid cohesion, centromeric; mitotic spindle assembly checkpoint signaling.